UGGAUGUUAGUGUGUGUGUGUGAGAUACAUGAUUUUGUUCACUCUCUUUGAAGCUUAAUAACUAUUGUGCUUUGUGUCAAAAAUUUCUGAAAUUUUGCAUGGACGUUUGUGUUGAGAUUGGGGAUAGAACAAAUCGAAAGAGACAAAAAAACAUCAAUUUCUACAAUGGGCUAAAAAAAUGAACAAGUGAACAGAAUAAACUGGAUACUUGUGGGAGUUGAACUACUGCUCUCAGCUGAAACAAAAUCCUAAUUUUCAUACUGAAAACAUAACUAUUUAUAAUAGGAAUGAAGCAAAAUUAAUAUCUGAAAGAUGGAAACUUAGAAUAAAAGAGAGAUUACAAGAAGGAAAUGAAAGAACAAUUCAACAUAUGAUGUGAUAUGAAGAGUUUAGGAUUAUGGAAAGACAGAAUUUCAAUAGGAAAUGGCUCUUUACCUAAAGAUGAUAGUAAAAUGUAUAUAUCUAAAGAAGAGAAAGAAGUUUCAGGUUCAAAUAGAAAUAAUAUGAAUGUAUCUGUGCAAAGUAAUGAUGAUAAAAUCGGAAAAACUUCAGGUCAUAAGCUUUCAAAACAAAAAUCUUAUUUUGAUGGGAUGUGCCAUUACUUAGAACCAUUUAAAGAAUUCUUUAAUAAUUUGUUUUCUACUCAACAACUAACUGUAGAUGUAUAUGUAUAUAUGUUUUUUUGUGAUUUUAUUAACUUCUUCAUUAUUGCUUUUGGUUAUUGGGCUUUUGGGGCAGGUACUGAUGAAGGACUGACUUCUUACUUUCAAGAAAAUAAUGUUCCUACAUCAUUUUUAAUAAUGCUUUUAACACAGUUUGGUUUAAUUAUCAUUGAUAGAGCAUUAUAUUUAAGGAAAUGUAUUUUAGGAAAACUGAUCUUUCAGAUUUUUACUGUGUUUAUUGUUCAUUUGUGGAUGUUUUUUAUAUUACCUGCUGUUACAUUUAG
Molecule: messenger RNA, 946 nt
Organism: Centruroides sculpturatus (bark scorpion)
Lineage: Eukaryota; Metazoa; Arthropoda; Arachnida; Scorpiones; Buthidae
Product: piezo-type mechanosensitive ion channel component-like
Exons: 9
Source: RefSeq, a predicted model, not a curated record